CCACGUAAGAGUAACCAAUCUCCAGAAAGUUCCAAAACACCAAUUUCCUCAAUCCGUCUCUAGAACCUUCUUACUCCACCCACCCCUUUAAUUAAAUCAUUCCAUUCUUCUCAAACCCCUCAACUAAACUAAGAGUAACUAACUACACCCGUUUCUAAAAUUGAGUCUCACACACAAGCUUUCUUUAUGAAGGGAAUUUUAGUAAAAGAAGAAGAAACACUAGCAUAUACAAAUGCUGGUUCAUCAACAAGUUCAUCUUCCUCCUCCAAUUCAAAUCUUCAACCAAAACCAAUGGAAGGGUUACACGAAACAGGUCCGCCUCCAUUUCUCACCAAAACCUUUGAUGUCGUUGAAGAUCCUUCCACCGAUGGAAUCGUUUCGUGGAGCAGAGCUCGUAAUAGCUUCGUCGUUUGGGAUUUGAAUAAAUUCUCCACUGCGAUUUUGCCUCGGUACUUCAAACAUAGCAAUUUCUCUAGCUUCGUUCGUCAACUCAAUACCUAUGGAUUUAGAAAAGUUGAUCCGGAUCGAUGGGAGUUUGCGAAUGAAGGUUUUUUAGCUGGACAGAGGAACUUGUUGAAAACGAUCAAGAGAAGAAGAAAUGUAGCACAAUCGCCAUCUAUGCAGCGAGAAAGCGGCGGUGCUUGUAUAGAAUUAGGAGAGUUUGGUCUUGAAGGUGAGAUUGAGAGGUUGAGGAGAGACAGAUCUGUUUUAGUGGCUGAAAUUGUGAAACUGAGACAGCAGCAGAAUAAUUCAAGGGAUCAGUUAUCUGCUAUGGAAGCUAGGCUGUUGGUUACUGAGAAGAAACAUCAACAGAUGAUGGCUUUUCUUGCAAAAGCACUUAGUAGUCAAUCUUUUAUUCAGCAAUUGGCGAAUAAGAAAGAGUUGAAAGGUGUUGAAAUGAAGCGGAAGAGGAGGCUCACUGCUAGUUCAAGUUUGGAGAUUUUGCAGAAGGAUUCCGUGACGAUGAUGACAGUGCCGAUUGAAUCUGUGGUGGAUUAUUCUAGUCAAGAACAACAAGAGGGCUUGACUGCUAUAGAGUCUGAGAUAGAGACAUUGUUAAGUGCUUAUGAUAAUGAGUCGAAGAGUGAAAUCAAAGACUAUGCAUCAUUGAGUUCAGUUCCGAGUGCUAAUGAGAGUAAUUUGGGUGAUUGGGAGGAUUUACUGAACCAAGAGUUGGUUGGUGGGAAUCCAGAGGAUGAAGUUUUGAUUGGUGAGUUCUCACAAAUUGAUGCACCGGUUGAGGAUUUGGUAGAAAAGAAUGGUGAUUGGACUGUGGAUUUGCAGAACCUCGUUGAUCAAAUGGAUUUUGAACCUUAAUCAAAAUGGUUGUAGAAUUUUGAUCUUUGUUUUUUUGUCACUUCAUUUGCACCUUGCUGGUAUGGGAUUUGUCGUUUAUGUUGUUGUUUUAUGAUUGAUGAUUAAUAAAAAUUUCUGUGAUGGUAAUUGAUGUAGAAUAUGAAUGGCUUUUAUGCAGCAGGGAAGAUUGUAGAUGCAGAGGAAGCCAAAAGAUGUGUAUCCUUAAUUGAACAACAAUAUAAGUUGUGUGAAGUAGUUUGAAUUAUUGCUUGUGCUAAAUAAGUUAUAGUACUGUACUAUUUUUAAUUAUGUCCUUUUGUUUGUAACUACAUUGUACAUUUUGCAGGCCUGUACUAAAAGUGAAGCAAAUAUUCAAGAUUAUGAUGGAAUGGGAAAAGUAGUGGCCUACAAAUUACUGGAUUGUCAAAUGUUCAUUGUUCAAGGAGGGUUUAUAGCUUUUUUUUAGCAACACUUCAAUUGUUCUUUGACAAUUUCAAAAUAGAUGGAUUAAUUGUGCACUAUUAAAAGUUUAAGAUUCUGCAUUUUUCAGAUAAAUAGACAGAGUAACAUGUUGAUGGGUUGGUUAAUGUUGGUUUUCUUGGGACUGAAUUUACAUGAUGUACUUAUAAGUGAAAAUGCAUUGAAGUCGAGUUUAUGUGUGAUAAGUUUAAUUGUUUUUUUUAAGAUAUUUUUUAGUUUAUUAGGAUGCCUUUGUUUUUGUUUAGUUUCCUUGAUGCUCUUUUUUUCUUCUCUACAGUUAUUUGAAUUUUUCUGAUGAAAUUUUUAAAUAGAUAUUUAUUGGAUUAUAUUGUUUGUGGUGGUUGUGUUGAUGACUCAACAUAAUCGAUAGGUUAAGAUAUACAAUGUAAUGAAUGUGCAGUUUAAGUUUAACGAAU
Messenger RNA from Vicia villosa (hairy vetch), 2192 nucleotides. Its product is annotated as heat stress transcription factor A-2-like. Gene Ontology annotation, biological process: regulation of transcription by RNA polymerase II. The record is from RefSeq and is a predicted model, not a curated record. The transcript is spliced from 2 exons. Gene Ontology annotation, molecular function: RNA polymerase II cis-regulatory region sequence-specific DNA binding; DNA-binding transcription factor activity. The coding region runs from base 187 to 1317 and encodes 376 amino acids. NCBI's taxonomy places the organism in Eukaryota, Viridiplantae, Streptophyta, Magnoliopsida, Fabales, Fabaceae. Gene Ontology annotation, cellular component: nucleus.